Messenger RNA from Panicum virgatum (switchgrass), 1861 nucleotides. Its product is annotated as indole-2-monooxygenase-like. Bases 66 to 1700 code for a protein of 544 amino acids. The transcript has 2 exons. NCBI's taxonomy places the organism in Eukaryota, Viridiplantae, Streptophyta, Magnoliopsida, Poales, Poaceae. The record is from RefSeq and is a predicted model, not a curated record. Gene Ontology annotation, molecular function: oxidoreductase activity, acting on paired donors, with incorporation or reduction of molecular oxygen; iron ion binding; monooxygenase activity.
ACCGUCAUCAGUAUAUAUGCAGCAAGACUCAAGCAAUUAAUUAGAUAGCCAGUCGUUGCUCUGUCAUGGCUCAAGUGUUGCAGCCGCUGCGCCAUGUUCUCCAUGAGCUGAUGCUGCCGCAAGCAUCAGCACCACUAGUCUCCAUGCUGCUCAUCAUCGUCGUCUGUCCUCUUGUCGCCCUCCUGAUGAUCCUGCGCCGCCCAUCGACGGCGGCCACCGCAACAAGAUCAGCCAGCGACAGAGAACAGCUGCUGAGCAAGCUGCCUUCGCCCCCCGGCAGGCUCCCCGUCAUCGGCCACCUCCACCUGGUCGGCUCCCUCCCGCACGUCUCCCUCCGCGACCUCGCCGCCAGGCACGGCCGCGACGGCCUGAUGCUCCUCCGCCUCGGCGCCGUCCCGACGCUCGUCGUCUCCUCGCCGCGCGCCGCGCAGGCCGUCCUCCGCACGCACGACCACCUCUUCGCGUCCCGGGCCUACUCCCCCGUCACCGACAUCCUCUUCUACGGCUCCACGGACGUGGCCUUCGCCCCCUACGGCGAGCACUGGCGGCAGGUCCGGAAGAUCGCCACCACGCACCUGCUCACCGCCAGGAAGGUCCGGUCCUACCGCCGUGCCCGCGAGCACGAGGUGCGGCUGGUCGUGGCCAAGAUCCGCGAGGCUGCCGGCGCGGGCGCCGCCGUGGACCUGAGCGAGCUGCUCAACUGCUUCACCAACGACGUGGUGUGCCACGCCGUGUCCGGCAAGUUCUUCAGGGAGGAAGGGCGGAACAGGCUGUUCCGGGAGCUCGUGGAGGCCAACUCGUCGCUCAUCGGCGGCUUCAACGUGGAGGACUACUUCCCGGCGCUGGUGAGGCUGGACGUGGUGAAGAGGAUGGUGUGCGCCAAGGCCCGGAGGGUGAAGAGCAUGUGGGACGAGCUGCUGGAGAAGCUCAUCGAUGACCAUGCCAGCAGGCUGCCAGCGGCGGAACGCGACGGCGGCGAGGAGACCGACUUCAUCGAUGUGCUGCUCUCCGUGCAGCAAGAGUACAAGCUCACCAGAGACCACAUCAAGGCGCAACUGGCGAUCAUGUUCGAAGCUGGCACGGACACGUCGUUCAUCGUCCUGGAAUAUGCAAUGGUUGAGCUGAUGCAAAACCCUGGCCUCAUGACCAAGCUCCAAGCCGAGGUGAGAGGCAACAUCUUAUUAGGCAACAAGCAGGGCAUGGUUAUCACCGAGGAUGAGCUCGGCAACAGCAAUCUAGCCUACCUCAAGGCCGUCAUCAAAGAGACGCUCCGACUCCACAUGCCGGCGCCGCUCCUGGUGCCGCACCUCUCCAUGGCCGACUGCGACAUCGAGGGCUACACGAUCCCGGCGGGGACGCGCGCCAUCGUCAACAGCUGGGCUCUUGCCAGGGACCCAAGCUGCUGGGAGAAGCCGGAGGAGUUCAUGCCGGAGCGGUUCAUGGAAGGCGGCAGCGCUGCGGCCAUGGACUACAAGGGGAACGACUUCCGCUACUUGCCAUUUGGGGCCGGGCGGAGGAUCUGCCCUGGCAUAACCUUCGCGUCCUGCACCAUCGAGGUCAUGCUAGCAAACCUUGUGUACCACUUCCACUGGGAGCUGCCGCCUGGAUCCAAGGAGAAAGGCAUCGAUAUGACCGAAUCAUUCGGGGUCACUGUGCACCGCACACACAACCUCCUCCUUGUCCCCGCACUGCCUCAUUAGUAGCUACUAGUUUUUUAGAUUCUCCUGUUGUGCUUUAUUUAGCUGCAUGCGGAUCGAUCAAGGCAGACUAGCUACUCUUAAACUUCCGAUCCUAUAUAUAAUUAUAUUGUUUGUUAUUGCGAAGACUACCUAUAUAUAAUAAGUGUUGGACUUGUUAUUAA